AUGGAACUGCUUAGCUCUGAGGAAUGUCAUCUGAUAGCGUUACGUACGCUACAGCCGCAAAUUGAAAAGGAAAAUUUGGUUAUAAUAAAUCGGCAACUCGAUGCGGGCUCCAAUGAUUUACAGGGCUACAUGGGUGAAUACUACAAGCUGCUUUUGGACGUCGAAAAUACAGAGACAAAAACGAAGCAUCAUUUGCAAUACUUUGUUAAAAGUUUACCCUAUAAAAAUGCGCCGCAGAGAGCUGAAUGCGAACGCAAAGGAGUUUUUCUCAAGGAAUCAACCAUCUAUAGUCAAAUAUUGCCCAAUGUGCAGAGAUAUGGAAGCCGCAAGCUCUUUCCGCAAUGCUACUACAGUCGAGAUGAUGUAAUUGUGCUGGAGGAUCUUACGCUUAGUUAUCGCCACCUUAAACCAAUGGAGGGUUAUACCCUAGAGCAUUACAAGUUGGUGUUGGAGCAUUUGGCUGCUCUACAUGCGGCGAGCAUUGCAUGGGAGCAUGCUGAUCAAUUUAAUAUUGGCGAUCGCUACAAGGCGGUCAACAUCGAACUAAUGCUGGACACGCAAAAUGAGUGGUUUACCACAGGCUUAAAGGGUAUCGUUUUCUUGGCGGCACGACAUGACAAAUACCAAACGGAAUCCGCUCAAGCUUUCAUUAAGGAUAAACUUUAUCAGCUCCUGAUCAAAACGAAAGAGAUGGUUAAGCCCUCGAAGACCAUAAAGAAUGUGCUGUGUCAUCGCGACAGUUGGGAUCGCAAUAUACUUUUUGGUUUCCCUAGUCAGAGUGCCAAAGUACCCAACUCGUGCUGUAUUGUGGACUUCCAGUUGACUAAGUAUUGCUCACCGACAUUAGAUGUUCUAUUUGUGCUCUAUAUAGUAGCGUCAUCAAGUGAUAGACUUGCUAUUUAUGAACAAUGCCUGGAGCAUUAUUACGAUUGUCUUCAAUCGGAAUUUGUUCGACUUCAGGUGCCGACAAAUCUGAUUACAAAAGAGAAUUUUUUGGAGGACUGUCAACGCACUCGCUUAGCCGCAUUGGUAAUGAAGGCCAUAACCGAACCACAGACAAAAAUGUCAGCAAGUUUGGCCAAUAAGAUGCGUGCCGAGGAGCCCGAGAAAUUUGACUAUUAUCUAAAUGUUGACCGAACUGAAAUGUAUCUGAGGGUCAUCGAAUUGCAGCCUAAUUAUGAGAAAAAAAUAAUGGCGCCAAUUGAGGAACUAGUUGAUUAUCUCAUGGAUCACAAUAAUAUAUACACGCCUCAAUAAAAUCCUCUGAUAUAC
Messenger RNA from Drosophila grimshawi, 1272 nucleotides. RefSeq lists its product as uncharacterized. Lineage: Eukaryota; Metazoa; Arthropoda; Insecta; Diptera; Drosophilidae. The record is from RefSeq and is a predicted model, not a curated record. Bases 1 to 1257 code for a protein of 418 amino acids. The transcript has 3 exons.